CACUCUACCAUCACAAACUCAUCCAGCUUCCACACCCCACCCUCAAUCACAGCCGCAACAUCUUCUAUUAGUUCUAAAUCUUCCACAACACCCAUACACUCUUCUUACCAUGUCUUCUCCCAAGCUCCGUACCGACUCUUCUCCCAAUGCAGCUCCUCCAGCUCGCAGGUCAGCCUUCCAAGUCGUCAUUGAGCGUUCUCCCACCCUCGCUAGUACCCCGAGCUAUGCGAGGCCAACCGCUGCCAGCUUGAGCAGGACACAGGAGAUAUCGAAUGCGAGGAGGAGCAGCGAGCCAGAAUCGGUGCAGGCGUUGCCAGCGGCAACCGAGAAGAAGCAGAAGAAGGGCAAGAUCACGAAGCCGGUCGAGACGACGAAGGACAGCGAACGCAGGCCGACGUCCCAAAGAGUUCAGGAAUUGAAGGAGGCCUGGAAGUUGAUGAUUGCGGCGAAGAACAGGGAGAGAAAGGAAAAGAAGAAGAUGGAGAUAAAGGAAAAGAAGGAGAACACCGUAUCGUCACGAGUGAUGGUGAAGGGUAUAAAGACGGCGGCAGAGAGGAAACCAUCCAACAAGAAGAUAGUGAUGCCAUCUGGGGUCAUGAUACGAACGACAAAGUCUAUGAUGAUGGCGAAGACGAAGAAGAAGGAGGGCAAGCUGGAGCUUGAAGAGAAGCACAAGAAGGAGAUACAGCCGGUGCCAUUCGUGGUAGCAAUGCCGGCAGCGAAGAGGCAGGGGCCUGAGCAGGAGCCUAAGAUUGUCGAGCCAGCCUCCAAGAAGGCAGAGAAGAAGGCAGAGAAGAAUGCGAAGAAGAAUGCAGAGAAGAGGGCAAAUAAGACAGCGAUUCUGCCCCCCAAAGCGAGGGCUUCGGGGCCGUCCCCCAACUCCUCUGUGGGAAGGAAGACUGCGGUUGAACGGAAGAUGUCCGUACCCAAAGAGAAGACGACCCCGCCACCGAAACCCUUCGCCGCCGCCGCACGCACAAGUGAGCCUUCGAAGGCUACGAAGACGAACGUACUCGCCAAUCUUACGGUGCCAAAGAAUAAACCCACUACGAAAGUGGCAAACAAGAGGAGGGUCACCGAUUCCUCCCUCGAACGGCCGCAGCCGCCGUCGAAGAAGCCGAAGCCCAACGAGGAGUCAUCUACGCUCCAUUCUACGAGACCACCCGGGAUCAGCAAGAUCCCCCAACCGGUCGCAGACAUUAUAAAGCGUGCCCAUGCACUUCAACCUCGGCUUUCCCGCUUCCAUCUAUCCAAGCUUGAGCCCGCCAGGCCUACCUACUACGGUGGAAGGACGCCGGCACUAGUAGCCAGGACAAUGGAGUGGCUGGAAAAUGUAGAGAUCCCUUUUGGGGCUUCGACGCCUGUUCCCUCCGUUAAGCAGGAGGAGGAGAGCUGA
Tricharina praecox is the source of this 1396-nucleotide messenger RNA. RefSeq lists its product as uncharacterized. Lineage: Eukaryota; Fungi; Ascomycota; Pezizomycetes; Pezizales; Pyronemataceae. The coding region runs from base 110 to 1396 and encodes 428 amino acids. The transcript has 2 exons. The record is from RefSeq and is a predicted model, not a curated record.